AUGGGCAAGGCUAGUUUGGUUCGAGAAAAAUCAUUUGGUACCACUAAAGACCGAAUGUUGUACAUCGAACGCUGUGCAAAUUCAAGGGUUGUGACCAUAUUUGUUAGUGAUGGUAACAAAAUGAUAAUAGAGGAGACAAAGCGUAGCAUCCAUGACGCGCUGUGUAUGGCUAGGAAUAUCGUUCGCAAUAAUUUUAUUGUGUAUGGUGGAGGCUCAGCUGAGAUUUCUUGCUCUAUUGCUGUAGGGGCAGCUGUUGAUACGUAUCCAAGAGUUGAGCAGUAUGCUAUCAGGGCAUUUGGAGAUGCUUUGGAUUCAAUUCCCAUGGCACUUGCAGAGAAUAGUGACCUCCUUGGGCCCGUGCAUCGGCGGCAUAGCGGUCACGGUAUCCGACCAUGCGGUGCAGGGCUACAGCGGGUAGAGGGGCUACGUCGCCGCCGUGAGCCCUUGUCGCUUGCCGAUGAUGGAAAGGAUGAGGACGAACCUAUCAAUGGCGUGCCAGGCAUUCACGGCGGACACGGCAGAGGACCCUCCGGCGGAGUAAAGAAGGGAAAGAGAGGGGAGGGGGGGGAGAGCAGCGCGUUCAUGGGGAUGGUUUUUUAG
This is a messenger RNA of Vitis vinifera (wine grape), 600 nucleotides long. RefSeq names its product T-complex protein 1 subunit epsilon-like. The transcript is spliced from 2 exons. Gene Ontology annotation, molecular function: ATP binding; ATP-dependent protein folding chaperone. Gene Ontology annotation, biological process: protein folding. The record is from RefSeq and is a predicted model, not a curated record. Gene Ontology annotation, cellular component: chaperonin-containing T-complex. Bases 1 to 600 code for a protein of 199 amino acids. Lineage: Eukaryota; Viridiplantae; Streptophyta; Magnoliopsida; Vitales; Vitaceae.